This is a messenger RNA of Leopardus geoffroyi (Geoffroy's cat), 5804 nucleotides long. Its product is annotated as N-acetylated-alpha-linked acidic dipeptidase 2-like. The transcript has a single exon. Gene Ontology annotation, molecular function: carboxypeptidase activity. The record is from RefSeq and is a predicted model, not a curated record. The coding region runs from base 4430 to 5758 and encodes 442 amino acids. Lineage: Eukaryota; Metazoa; Chordata; Mammalia; Carnivora; Felidae.
ACUAAUGGGUUGUGAGUCAAUUUGCUGCAUUUCACAAUGAAAGGAGCUACGUGAGAAAAGAGCCAACUAGAAAGCCCUGAAAAGUGGAGAUGGGAAAGUAGUGAACUUCUCACACGAGGGGGUGUCUAAAAGCUGGGAUGUUUAUUUUGCUGAGACAUUAGUAGGCUCUGUUGUAUUUCAUUUUAAAUCCACGAAAUGCAUCUCACCGAUUCAGUUAUUUGUCAUCUUCAGAACAAUUCCUCACAUUUGUCUAAUAUUCUUAUACAUUUCCCAUGUAUUCCUCACAAUAAUCUUAGAAAUCAGAUAAGUGUAACCUAUUUUGCAGAUAGGCAUGUGGCAAAGUCCAGUGAGAAUCUAAAUCACAUGACUCCCUGGCAAGGGAAAUUUCUGCCCCACUUGGCUUACAAAGUAAGUGAAAAAUACCACAUAUUUAUGGAGGCGGGGGGACAUCUGAAAGCCCAACCUCCCAGAAUUCCACCAUGAAGUGCUCACUAGCAGCAGAGUGGCUGCCCCUCAACACUCUGAUUAACUAAUGACAGAAUAAUCCAGAGAUAGCCCCAGAAUGGUUCAAUCCAGGAAAGGAUCACCACCUCCAUGAACAUAUGCAGCAUAUCGGAUGCAUUUUGGCUGUCACAAUGACACAACAGAGGGCCACACUGGCACUCACUGGCCAGGGCUACAGAAGCUGAACUUCCAACAAAGAGCAGGACAAACCCAUUCAAGAUGUCCAUAUACACAUCCUGGCUUGGCACAGUUCCAAGAGGCAUAAAGUUGCCAUAGCUUAGGUAAAUGGUGCCAAUCCCCCAACAAGACAAGAUUACAUUCCAGUUAACAAAGUACAUUAAUUGUGAGUAGUUGCAUCAAAUACACAUUCUGCUGCCCUCUCUUUCAGGAUACAAAUCACUAUCUUUAUCACUGACCAGUCAUGCCACUUCUUUCAAAGUCUGUGGGGGAUUACUCACUGCACAUCUGUAAUCAGUUCAUGCACAGAUGGCAGACCAAGGAGUUGUACUGACUCCUUGUCUCCCAAGGUAAGAAACAAUGAUAUUUUACAAAAAAUAGAUAAUCAAAAGUGGAAAGUGGCCAACCACGAUGAAAGUACAGCAAACAAACAGUGAUAUUGGAAGUGAAAUCUGAGUCAAAUGUCAGGGGUACAGAAUCUGGGAUGCUGGGAAUGAAGACACCAUCGCUAUUAGAGAGGCUGUGAUAUGCAGCCAGAGGAAACUCAGUGCAUACAAGCCUAGAGACAUAAAUAAUGAAAGUGGUUGUGACAAAGAGGAGCUGAUGCUGGCAAAAUACUACACAUUAAAGAAACUCUGGGAGAUAUUUCACAACUUUGAAAGUACAAAGGAUGACGUGUUGGAGUCGGAUCUAGACUUACGGUUACCAAGGCACAGAAAAGAUGCUCCCUCAGUAUCAUACGCUAUACAAUAAAAAAAGCACUGUUUCAACUAUUCUUUUUCCUUAAUUAUUUUAAUGUGUAUUUAUUUUUGAGAGAGAGAGAGAGAGAGAGAGAGAGAGAGAGCAGCAGAGGGGCAGAAAGGGAAGACGGCACAGAACCGGAAGCAGGCUCCAGACUCCCAGCUGUCAGCACAGAGUCUGACACAGGGCUCGAACUCAUGAACUGUGAGGUCAUGAUCUGAGCCGAAGUUGGACGCUUAACCAACUAAGCCAUCCAGGCGCCCCAAGUUCCAACUAUUUUUGACAAGUUUUUUACCAAAAAAAAAAAUGAAAUACGUUCAUUCUCAAUAUUUCUAACAUUUAAAUACAGUGCAUUAAAUAAUUGGCUUUAAUAUCUUCAUUUUCCUAUACAUUUAUCACUAACAGAAACUUUUAAUAUUUUCACAAAAAUGUUUAGAAGUUUGAACAUGUUUAGAACAUGUUUAAAAAUGUUUAGAACAAUGAACAUCAUUCAAGUUUCCCAGUGAUUACUGAAAGCACUCUGCAGUUUCAGCUUGCACAGUCAUUUUUAUGGUCCCACGUUGCUGUGCAAGUUGAGGACUACCUUUUAUGCCCUAUUGAGAAUAACUGAUAAGGGGCUUCACACUGUUCCAACCAUAGGCAAGCUUAAAUAACUCAUUUCUAGAAGUUCAGAGAACUCCCCCUUAUCAACCAAAAUCUAGCUCAAAUAUACCCUCCACUCUGAACACUCUCCCAACCCUCCUGGCCAGAAGUCAUCUUUCUCUCUCCCCUCCCCACUCUAACUUUGUUGUGGCAACAUUAUAGUACUUAUUUCUUUGCUUGUUUUUCCAAUCCCACCAAUAAAGUGGUCUCCCAAUGGCCAACAAACUGUAUCUUGUUCACUUCUAAACAUUUGAAUCUAGCACUUAGCAUCUAAGAAGCAUUGUUAAAAUACAGUGGAGAUAAGAAAGGUCAAAAGGAGAGGCAACAAUUAUCUAAGACUUUCCAAUUACUUGGCACUUGGUAAAUCAGACAGAGUAGAGCAGCUCCAUCUACACAGUCUCCUUUAACUCAUACAAAAAAUGGUAUCUGUUAGGAAUCUGCUUAUCAAAAUAAAUGAACUAAGUCAAUAUUCCUUAAAUGAAAGUAAAUUCUGUAUCACUGACAAUUCAUUCUCCCAGGGUAUGUCUGCAUACUAAUGGAUAAAGAAACUCUCCAACUAAAAUGUCUGAGGUGGAGAAGUACAGUGAGUGGCAAGCUGGGCCAAGUAUGGGUUGUGGACAGUGGGAAGCCUAAGUUCUGUCAUUUCCAUUCUAGCCUAUGGCUGGCACAGGCUCAGGGGCCCGCAUCUGCCCAUUGUAAAAGAUGAGCCAGAUUUCUGUAUUAAGUCUCCUGAUUUUCUAAAAAUUUUUUUUAAUAUUAAUUUUUGAGAGACAGAGACAGAGCACGAGCGGUGAGGGGCAGAAAGAGAGAAGGAGACACAGAAUCUGAAGCAGGCUCCAGCAUCUGAGCUGUCAGCACAGAGCCUGAAGCAGGGCUUGAACCCAUGAACUGCAAGAUCAUGACCUGAGCUGAAGUCACACACUCAACUGACUGAACCACCCAGGUGCCCUAAAUCUCCUGAUUGCUAAAUGCGACCUAUUUCAAUUAUUUAAAAAACACUGUGGGCCAGAGAAAGCAUGGACCCUACUACUUUCUGACCUGUGCUCCAAACCAACAAGAAUUUUCAUGGGGUAUGAGUGGGUUAUUUGUAAUGAUCUAUGUUAAUGAAGAACAGGUUUCUUGGUUCCCCUGGGACAUAAGGAUCUGUAAUUCUUAAUGCUAUUUCCUUCCCCAACUAUCACUUUAUUAUAAUUCCCCAGAAAGUUUAAAUAUAUCUUUAUCAUAUCUAUUAUCACAAGUGUAUAAUAAAAAGGUUAAACCUGAACUAUCUAACUUGUAUAUAACUUGAAUAUAAUGGUUUAAUAGUACAUAUCUUGGGGAAAAAAUGUAAUAGUAUUGAUAUCUCUAACAAAAUCAAGUUACCAAACUUUGAUUGUUAACUUUCUAGCCUCUAAUUUUUCAUAAGCCCAUUAUUCUAGUUACAUGAUUUCACAUUAUAUGCUUUUUUAGGCAACACAUUUUACCAUCCACAUCACCUUAAUCUUCUUCAAGCAAACAAACCUACUUAGCUCAGUAAACCCCAGUAGGAUUAAUGCUGACUGGUAAUGACAGAUUAGCACAAAAGCAGAUCUAUAAUGGCAUCCCUAAGACAUUAAUAAGAUAAAAUUCUAUGCAGGCUGUACUGGGUAAAUAGGAAACGAAGUACUAGGUUUGACAGAAGUUUGCUUUAAAAAAGGAAUAAUGAUGAGGUACAUAUUGGUUACGCUACUAUUGUAACAACUCCAAAUGUCAGUUGACGAACACAAAAGUUCCUCUCUCCUGUUAAAUGGACUGCAUAGGUCAGCAAAGGGCUUGGUUCUCCACAGUCAUUCAGCGAGCCAAGCUUAUGGAGGCCUUUCCAUUUUAUGGCUGCCCAUCUAGAAUCCAUGGCCUAUCUCCCUUUGGAAGAAAAAUAGGAAGAAUCCUGUGCCGAACUUUUACUACCUUGGCCUCAAAGAAAAACACAUUACCUCCCUCACAUUCCAUUGACCAUAACUACACACAUAGCUCUACCAAUUCAAAAGGAGCUGGGUCAUGCAGGGGGCAAUUAGAGUAUUUGCUGGGCAUUACUGUCUCUGCCAGAUGGUUCUUUAUUUUUUAAGUUUAUUUAUUUAUUUUUAAAUAUAUAAAAAUUUAUAUAUUGUACUCCGAUCCAGUUGACUACUUUGCCCCUGGGGUACAGCCAUAUCCUAAAGGAUGGAACCUUCCUGGAACUGCAGUGCAGAGAGGGAAUGUGUUAAAUUUGAAUGGUGCUGGUGACCCGCUCACUCCAGGCUAUCCAGCUAAAGAGUACACUUUUAGACUUGAUGUCAAAGAAGGAGUGGGAAUCCCCAAGAUCCCUGUACAUCCUAUUGGGUAUAACGAUGCAGAAGUAUUGUUACGUCACAUGGGAGGAACUGCUCCACCAGAUGACAGCUGGAAGGGAAGUCUUAAUGUGGAUUACAACAUUGGGCCUGGCUUUGCAGGGCAUGAUUCCUUCAGGAAGGUUAGAAUGCAUGUUCAUAACACCAAUAAAAUUACAAGGAUUUAUAAUGUAAUUGGAACAAUCAGAGGAUCUGUGGAACCUGACAGGUAUGUUAUUCUAGGAGGUCAUCGGGACUCCUGGGUGUUUGGAGCUAUUGACCCAACCAGUGGAGCUGCUGUUUUGCAAGAAAUUGUCCAGAGUUUUGGAAAACUGAUGGGUAGAGGCUGGAGACCUAGAAGAACAAUCAUUUUUGCCAGCUGGGAUGCAGAAGAAUUUGGGCUGCUGGGCUCCACAGAAUGGGCUGAGGAGAAUGCAAAAACACUCCAGGAGAGAAGCAUUGCUUAUAUCAAUUCUGAUUCAUCUAUAGAAGGCAAUUAUACUCUGAGAGUUGACUGUACACCCCUUCUUUACCAAUUGGUGUAUAAACUGACAAAAGAGAUAUCCAGCCCAGAUGAUGGUUUUGAGAGUAAGUCUCUUUAUGAAAGCUGGUUGGAAAAGGACCCUUCAUCUGAAAAUAAAGAUUUUCCUAGAAUCAACAAGCUGGGAUCUGGAAGUGAUUUUGAAGCUUACUUUCAGAGACUUGGGAUUGCUUCAGGCAGAGCCCGUUACACUAAGAACAGGAAAACAGAUAAGUACAGCAGCUACCCAGUAUACCAUACAAUUUAUGAGACGUUUGAAUUAGUAGAGAAUUUUUAUGACCCUACUUUUAAAAAACAGCUUUCAGUGGCUCAGUUACGAGGGGCACUGGUUUAUGAGCUUGCAGACUCUAUAAUCAUUCCUUUCAAUAUUGAAGACUAUGCAAAAGCUUUGAAAAACUAUGCAACAAGCAUCUACAAUUUAUCUAAGAAACAUGACCAACGAUUGAGAGACCAUGGAGUAUCAUUUGAUUCUUUAUUUUCUGCUGUGAAAAACUUCUCAGAUGCUGCUUCAGAUUUUCAUAGAAGACUCACAGAAGUUGAUCUUAACAAUCCUAUUGCAGUGAGAAUCAUGAAUGACCAAUUGAUGCUCCUGGAGAGAGCAUUCAUCGAUCCUCUUGGUUUACCAGGGAGGCGGUUCUAUAGGCACAUCAUCUUUGCUCCAAGUAGCCACAACAAAUACGCUGGAGAAUCAUUUCCUGGGAUCUACGAUGCUAUGUUUGAUAUUGAAAAUACAGAAGACCCUCAAUCAGCCUGGGCAGAAGUAAAGAAACACAUUUCUAUUGCAGCCUUUACAAUUCAAGCAGCAGCAGGAACCCUGAAAGAAGUGUUAUAGGAAGGUCUCAGCCAAAUGGCCAUUAAAAGUGUUACUGAAAGUCUCA